Aspergillus homomorphus CBS 101889 is the source of this 2064-nucleotide messenger RNA. RefSeq names its product amidase family protein. Lineage: Eukaryota; Fungi; Ascomycota; Eurotiomycetes; Eurotiales; Aspergillaceae. Bases 1 to 2064 code for a protein of 687 amino acids. The transcript has 2 exons. The record is from RefSeq and is a predicted model, not a curated record.
AUGGCUUUGGUGCAUCUUGUCUGUCUCGGGCUCCUGGGAUGCAGUGUCAGUGCAUCAUCGAUUUCACUCCAGAAUCCAGUGCAUACCUCAAGGGAAGGUAUCACAUAUGAGCUGGGAGACGUAACCUACUUUGCCAACUCAGAGCAUCCACAGGCGACAGGGAAGAUAGGAAAGUCCAAAGGGGGUGAUGCAGCUGAUCUCAGUGCAUACACUCCGAUGACUGUGGUUGUCGCCAACCAGAGUAUCGUCACGGGUGGUUUCUUGAAGGAGACAAUUGACGCCUAUCUGGCUGGAGAUGAUGUUUUCUCUGCAGGGUUUCUGGUCUCGCUCUAUAUCACUUCUACCUCUUUCGUUCGACCCGCCUCCAUCGACAAGUCGUCACUAGAAUACCUUGCCCAGAUCGGGGUCGACCAGCUCUUUAUCGACUCAGCUGUCUUCCGCAGAGUUCCUAAUCAUGCUGUCUCGGUACGCAUGAACGACCAAGAAGCUCUACAGCCCGGGCCAUAUACCGCUCGACUCGUUGGAACGACAAUUCACCUCCUCGACACCUAUCGGCUAUACGUGGACGAGUAUCGCAACUUCAUCACGGGCAGUUAUCCUUCCAAUGAUGGCUUGAACACCUACGCACCGCUGCAGUCAAUGGACUCUCGAACCUGGGCACCAAUGAUACCAGUUUCCAGUCGCAUUCAGUUCUGGAACGACCCACGUCCUCUGGCUGGAAAACGGGUCGCCAUCAAAGACCUGUUCGACAUCAAAGGCCUACAAACCUCCGCCGGCAGCCAAGCGUGGAUUCACACGCACGCCAUUGCCGACUCGACAGCGCCGGCCAUCCAACGACUGAUCGACUUGGGCGCAGUGCUCGUGGGCAAAUACAAGCUGGCCCAGUUCGCCUCAAGCGCGAGCCCCUGGGACUGGACCGACGGCCAACUCCCCUUCAACCCCCGAGGUGACGGGUAUCUGACCUGCGCCAGCUCAUCCUCCGGAGGCGGCUGCUCUAUCGCAGCGUACCCCUGGCUCGACCAUGCCAUCGGCACGGACACGGGCUCCUCGAUGCGCCGGCCGGCAGCCGUAUCUGGCACCUACGGCAACCGUCCGAGCCAGGGCAUGUUGUCUCUCGAGGGCGCCGUGCCCCUCAGCUGGGCGGGCGACACCGUCGGCGUGUUCGGGCGUGAUCCGCGCUCAUGGUCCCAGUUCGCGAAGUCUUGGUAUCGCAGCGACCCCGAGCUGCAUCAGGACGCCUCUAUCACCGGCCUGCCUCCCCUCUUCUUCCCAGACACCCUUACCUCCUUCCCAUCCCGCAUCCUCUACCCAGACGAAUACUUCCCCAUGCGCAACCCGGCAGCACAAGACCUGCUCACCUCCCACCUCACCAGACUAACCACCGCCUUCAACAUGACAAUCACCCACCUCAACCUCAGCGACACCAUCACAACCGCAUCCAUCUUCCCCGACACGACCGACAACUGGGCCCGGCUCGCAAACAACACCAUCGUCCUCAACACCUGGCCACAGUACCACGACGUGGCGCAGCCCCUGAUAACAGCCUGGGCCGAGCAGCACGACGGUCGCUUUCCGCCGGUCGACAAAGGCCAACGCUACCUCUGGGCCCAUCUCGACCCGGACGUCACAAACGCAGAGAACUACGCCGCAGCCGUGCAAAGCCGCGCCACAAGCAUCGAGUGGUUCGAGCGCGAGGUCCUCCCAUUCGACGAGGACGCCUGCUCCGAGGCUUUGAUCGUCUGCGACGCCGGAACAGGGGGCAUACCCAGUUUCCGCGAGGCGCAGCUCAACGAGAGCCCGAACGCGACGUUCCUAUCCUGGUACCCGGACGGCGCGGUGAUCCCGUGCGUGACGAUCUGUGCGCUAUUCGGAUGUGCAGAUUUCACGAUCCCCAUCGGCCAGGUCCCGUACCAGUCGCCCGUGACCAUGGUGACGGAGCAGUGGCCGAUAGUGUUCAAUCUCAUCGCGCGACGGGGGUGUGAUUUCAUGUUGUUCGAUCUAGUGGAGAAGAUGGCGGAGGAGGGGAUUAUCACGGAAGUAAAGACGGGGAGGACUGCGUUCUAG